CACUGGCCACGCCCUCUUCCAGUCAGUCAGGCCGAGGGCCUUGCUCAGCCCUCUACACCGCCACGCCCACCCGCCACACCCUCUUUUAGUCCGGCUGGCCGCUGGUCCCGCCCACCUCCCGACACUGCCCCGCCCCACCGGGCGGUCCUCGCUUCUUCGCCGAGGGCCCUCGCCUCAGCCUACGCUUCGCCUCCCGGCCCGGGAGUCUCUGUGCGGGCUGCGAAGCUCCCGCGACCCAGAAGCACUCGGGCGCGGGCGGAGCGGCGGGGCUGUGUAGCUGCGCCAUGGCCGCGUCGGCGUGGUGCUGCCUGCGCUGCUGCAGGGACGGCGGAACUGGCCACAUUCCUCUCAAGGAGAUGCCCGCCGUACAGUUGGACACGCAGCACAUGGGAACAGAUGUUGUCAUUGUGAAAAACGGAAGAAGAAUCUGUGGCACUGGAGGUUGUUUAGCUAGCGCACCCUUACAUCAGAACAAAAGCUACUUUGAGUUCAAAAUCCAGUCUACCGGAAUCUGGGGUAUAGGUGUUGCAACUCAGAAAGUUAACUUGAACCAGAUUCCUCUUGGCCGUGACAUGCAUAGCCUGGUGAUGAGAAAUGAUGGAGCCCUGUACCACAACAACGAAGAGAAAAACAGACUGCCAGCAAACAGCCUUCCUCAGGAGGGAGAUGUAGUGGGUAUAACAUAUGACCAUGUAGAAUUAAAUGUAUAUUUGAAUGGGAAAAACAUGCAUUGUCCAGCAUCAGGUAUACGAGGGACCGUGUAUCCAGUUGUGUAUGUUGACGACAGUGCAAUUUUGGAUUGCCAGUUCAGUGAAUUUUAUCAUACUCCUCCACCUGGUUUUGAAAAAAUACUAUUUGAGCAGCAGAUCUUCUGAAUGAGUUUGUUUUCAAAACUUAGACUUCUGCACCAUCACACAGUGCUUACCACUUGAUAAAGCUCUCCUUGAUCUAGAGACAAGAACACAUGCUUCUUAUUAUUGUCUAAGGAACCCAUAUAUCCAUUAUACCAUACUGAGGUUUGAUUUAAAAGAUCUAGGCAAUUUAUUUAAUCUUAUUUAAACAAAUAAACCAUGGGUUUGAUUAACAGUAUUACGUGGUAACAUGUAUAUAAAUAUUUAAAGGGAAUUUUUCUUAUAAAAAGUAUUUGUUUGACAGUGAUGUGUAAUUGAGUGAUUUUUUUUUUUUUUUGUCAUCCUGAACUUGAGUCACCAUGGCCUGUAAUCCAAUAAUUUUGUGUCUCCUUGUCCUCUUUGAUAAAAUGAAAUGGCAGAAAUUUACAUACCUGGCAGCUUAGUUUUGCUGAUACAUUCUUUCUGUUCAUGGACUACUUUUCUUAAAACUGAAAGUGCUUCUUCUGCUGUGUUGUUUCCCUGCUUUCUGUUGCCUUUUGAAAACUGAAAAAGUUAUCAGACUGUCUGUUGAAGACCAUCAAGAUGCGAAAGUGGUGAUUGCACGCAGUGCCUGGCCAACAUCUGCAGGAGUUAGGAUGCUUUAAUAUAAAUAAGCCAAUAAGCACACGCCUUCCCACUUGGAGACAAGGUCAGGUAGAUUUCUGUGAGUUUGAGGCUAGCCUAGUCUAUAUGGUGAGUAUUCUAAGUACCAGGACAACCAGGGCUGUGUAGGGAGAGCCUGUCAAAAAAAAAAAUCUAAUUGAUUGUUUGCUAUAAGGAAUAAUAAAGAUGUAUUAAGGAAUAUUCAGUAUUGUAUUUUAAAACAUUCUUCCUGUUUUGUUAAUUAUAUGGUAAUAAUUAUAGAAAUUUUGAAAUAAGUGAGUCCUGAUGAUUCUGAGCCUUUGAUCUUGAGUCUCUUAGUUAGCAGCCUGACUAAGCUAAUCAUAUCUUCAAACAGUCACAUUCUUUUCUCAAAUAAGCAGUCAGGAUGCAUCACAACAAGUUGUAUGGCAUGUAGGGCAAGGAAAACAUGACGCUAGAGUUUGGAGAACAGUUACCCAGUGUCCUUCUGUCCUCUGCCGAGUUUUCAGAGUUCACCUUAUACGAAGGGUAAUUGUACUGCUCUGCUGAGAGCCUGUGACUCGUCGACGGUGUGUAAAAUGCUCUAAUUAUCAGACACUUAAUAAACAUAGCCACCUUUGUUGUGAAA
Messenger RNA from Rattus rattus (black rat), 2100 nucleotides. RefSeq names its product SPRY domain containing 7 (gene Spryd7). Bases 285 to 875 code for a protein of 196 amino acids. Gene Ontology annotation, molecular function: protein binding. Lineage: Eukaryota; Metazoa; Chordata; Mammalia; Rodentia; Muridae. The transcript has 5 exons. The record is from RefSeq and is a predicted model, not a curated record.